Molecule: messenger RNA, 267 nt
Organism: Dentiscutata erythropus
Lineage: Eukaryota; Fungi; Glomeromycota; Glomeromycetes; Diversisporales; Gigasporaceae
Source: the annotation of a GenBank genome assembly
UAAUGAUGGAACUGCGUACUUAAUUGAUUGCCCAAUUGGUUUACAAUUUAAUCCAAUCAGUAGUCGUUGUGAUUGGCCACAUAAUUUGCCAGAAAGUGCAGAAUUUAAGAUAGAAAUUGAUUAUACUUUAUCAUCUGAUGAUCCUGCAAGGUUAAAGGUGUUGGGAUUUUUAAACUUUGGUAUCGAUAUUUAUCGGAAUGCAAAUAUCAUUAGUUCUGAGUCUUUCGAUUCUGAACCGGAGCCAACUCAUGGUUCCGAGACAAUAGG